Molecule: messenger RNA, 7301 nt
Organism: Rhea pennata
Lineage: Eukaryota; Metazoa; Chordata; Aves; Rheiformes; Rheidae
Gene: SASH1
Product: SAM and SH3 domain containing 1
Exons: 20
Coding region: 1-3693 (1230 amino acids)
Biological process (GO): positive regulation of non-canonical NF-kappaB signal transduction; positive regulation of JUN kinase activity
Molecular function (GO): mitogen-activated protein kinase kinase kinase binding
Source: RefSeq, a predicted model, not a curated record
AUGGAGGGGGAGCGGGCUCGGGCGGGCAGCCCCGAGGCGGCGGCGGCGGCGGCGGAGAGCGGGCGGCCGGAGGCGUUCGCGCAGCUCUGGGCCGAUGUGAUGGGCAUCCUGGAUGGGUCACUGGGAAAUAUUGAUGACCUGGCACAGCAAUAUGCAGACUACUAUAACACUUGUUUCACUGAUGUGUGUGAAAGGAUGGAAGAGCUACGCAAACGGAGGGUUUCCCAAGACCUUGAUAUGGAGAAACCUGAUGCCAGCCCCACAUCUCUACAGCUGCGGUCCCAGAUUGAGGAGUCACUUGGCCUCAAUAGUGCUGCAUCAACACCUGACACUGAAAGAAAGCUCUCUGUUCAUAAAUCAAGUUCUGAAGAAGGCUCUGUAGGGAAAGCAGACUGGAAAAAGAAGAAUAAAUAUUUUUGGCAGAAUUUCCGGAAGAACCAAAAAGGGCUAAUAAGACAGACUUCCAAAGGAGAGGAUGUAGGAUAUGUGGCCAGUGAAAUCACAAUGAGUGAUGAGGAACGGAUCCAGCUGAUGAUGAUGGUCAAAGAGAAGAUGAUCACCAUAGAGGAAGCACUUGCUAGGCUGAAAGAAUAUGAAGCCCAGCACAGGCAAUCAAGUACUGUAGAAUCUACAGACUGGCCUGAUGGUUCUUACUCAACAUUUGAUGGGUCUUCCAAUUGUAAUUCAAGAGAACAAUCCGAUGAUGAAACAGAGGAGUCGGUGAAGUUUAAGAGAUUGCACAAGCUGGUAAAUUCUACUCGCAGAGUCAGGAAGAAACUCAUAAGAGUGGAAGAAAUGAAAAAACCCAGCACAGAAGGUGUGGAAGAGCACUCACUUGACAAUUCUCCUAUACUGGAUGACAGGUCGGCACUUUACUCUGGAGUUCACAAGAAGCAAUUCUACUUCGAUAGCUCCUGUGAGAAGCAGCCAGAGGAUGAUUCGGACUCACUCACUACUUCUCCAUCAUCCAGCAGUCUUGAUACUUGGGGAGCUAACCGGAAGCUGGUGAAGACCUUCAGCAAAACUGAUAGCCGUGGCCUUAUCAAGCCUCCCAAGAAACUUGGGACUUUUUUCUCUUACCCAGAAGAGGAGAAGACCCAGAAAGUAUGCCGCUCUUUGACAGAUGGGGAGAUGAAGAAGAGCCUCGGCUCCCUGAGCCAUGGGAGAACCUGUAGCUUUGGAGGAUUUGACUUGACAAAUCGUUCUCUUCAUAUUGGAAACAGUUCUGACCAAAUGGGCAAAGAAGGAGACUUUGUUUAUAAAGAAGUGAUCAAAUCACCUUCUGCAUCCCGUAUAUCUCUGGGCAAAAAGGUGAAGUCUGUCAAAGAAACCAUGAAGAAAAGGAUGUCUAAGAAAUACAGCAACUCUCUGUCUGAGCAGGAGCCUGGUCCAGAUGUUGUGCCAGGUUCUCCGCAGUCACCGCAGCCAGACACCGACUCCCUGGACAAGCCCAAGCUGAAAGCUGGUGGCUCAGUGGAGAGCCUGAGGAGCUCCUUAAGCGGUCAGAGCUCAAUGAGUGGUCAGACGGUGAGCACAACAGAUUCCUCAACUAGCAACAGGGAAAGCGUGAAAUCUGAAGAUGGUGAUGAUGAAGAGCCUCCUUACAGGGGACCGUUUUGUGGAAGAGCCAGGGUUCAUACUGAUUUUACUCCCAGCCCUUAUGAUACUGACUCUCUGAAGCUAAAGAAAGGCGACAUCAUUGAUAUAAUCAGCAAACCCCCUAUGGGCACAUGGAUGGGCCUGUUGAACAACAAAGUCGGCACUUUCAAGUUUAUCUAUGUGGACGUGUUAAAUGAAGAGGAAGAGAAGCCAAAGCGACCCACCAGGAGACGCCGGAAAAGCAGACCGCCCCAGCCCAAGUCCGUUGAGGAUCUCCUGGAUCGCAUCAACUUAAAGGAGCACAUGCCCACUUUUCUGUUCAAUGGUUAUGAAGAUCUGGAUACCUUUAAGCUUUUAGAAGAGGAAGAUUUGGAUGAACUGAACAUCCGAGAUCCUGAGCACAGAGCUGUUCUCCUCACAGCAGUGGAACUUUUACAGGAAUAUGAUAGUAACAGUGACCAGUCAGGAUCUCAGGAGAAACUUCUCAUUGAAGGUCAAGGCCUAACUGGGUGCUCUCCUCGGGAUUCUGGCUGCUACGAGAGCAGUGAAAACCUGGAGAAUGGUAAAACUCGACGGACCUGUCUUCUGCCCUCAAAAACAGCAAGCGAGCAUAGUUUUAAGGACUUCAGUAGAAACCAGCUAUCAAAUUACCCUACGCUUCCACUGACCAAGUCAGUAGAAACUCUACAGCAAGGGGAUAAAGAAACACGGUUCAGUUGCACACAUCGUGCUUUGAAGAGCUCCAUCAAACCUCCAGCUGUUGCGGGUCUGAAAAAGAACCGCAGAAGUUUACCAGUUGCUGUCUGUCGGAGCUGUGAAACUCUGGAUGGCACCCAGGGAGUGGAUAUGUGGCCAAGAUCUCACUCACUGGAUGAUCUCCAGGCAGAACCCAACACUAGCCUACAGGAAACUAGCAAGGAAAUAGACUCUUUUCCUCAGGAUUCACUGGAUAUAGCAAAAAAGACAACUGGCUUUGCUCUGGAGCCUCAGUCUUGUGGAGGUAGCUAUACGGUAGAUGACUUGAUGCCUAAGCAGAGUAAAGGAGCUGAUGGUUCUCAGAAGGGAAGAGUUAAGGAACUGGACUGCUCUGUAAUGGAGACUGCAGGUGGAAAGCCUCUUCCCUUCCCCCUGAAAAACUGUGAAGCUCAGCCUGCCUUAGUGACACAUCCUGCAACAAGGACAUCUCUGGAAAUACAAAGUAAGGGCUUUCAUGACCUUGCACGGGCGGAUUAUGCUCCUGUCCUCAAGGGAGGUCUAGAAGCUGAGCAAAGAGGCACAAAUGAAGCUAGAAUGCAACCAAAAAAUCCCUCUCAGCCACCACCAGUCCCUGCCAAAAAAUGCCGAGAACGCCUUUCUAAUGGAUUAUAUCAUCCUCCCAUGACUGUAAGUGGGAACCACUCAAGUCUAGAAGCACCGUGUUUACCAGUAAAAAAGACCAGCCCAUCCAGUUCCAUUGAUUGUCAUGGAGUACCUGUCCAUAGGACAUCUUCUGAACAGGACCCCAGUACCCCUCCUAGCCCACUGCCACCCUGGCUGGCUGAGCUCCCAGAGACUGCUAGUGUCCAGCAGCAUGUGAUAAAGCUAGGUCCUGCUUCAGCAAGGAAAAUCUCUUGUAGCAGGGGAGUAGAUCUGGAAAUGGUAAUAGAAACCAAGCUGCAGUCUGAAGACAUUGAUCUUACUGAAGAACCAUACUCAGACAAGCAUGGUCGUUGUGGCAUUCCUGAGGCUUUGGUACAGAGGUACUCGGAAGACUUAGACCAGCCUGAAAAGGAUAUUGCCACAAACAUGGACCAAAUCCGAGUAAAGCAGCUGAGGAAGCAGCAUCGCAUGGCAAUUCCAAGUGGAGGGCUCACUGAAAUUUGCCGAAAACCUGUAUCUCCAGGACUUAUCACCUCUGUAUCUGACUGGCUGAUUUCCAUUGGUCUACCUAUGUAUUCCAGCCCGCUCACAGAAGCAGGAUUCAACACACUGAGCAAAGUGCCUUCUCUGUCACAAACUUGCCUUCAAGAAGCUGGCAUCACAGAGGAGAGGCACAUAAGCAAGCUCCUGGCAGCAGCAAGACUCUUCAAACCUCUUGAUCCAGAGGCAAUUUAACAUGCUCCAUAAUGUGACAUUGCCUGUUAAAGAACCCACUGCUUCUUCCUACACCUAUAUUGCCCUAAUUACUUCACAUAAGUAAAGGGAUCAAGGAAGUGGCUCCCAAGGAAAGGCAGAUAUCUUCCUCAAAGAAUAUGAGAUGUUUCUAUUGCUAUCUUUGACAGCUGAAGGAGAAGAGAAGCAACCACCAGGUAACAUAGAUGUGGUACUUCCCUCCCCCCUCACUCCCCUGGAAAGUGUUUUUGUUUCAUGAAGUGCACGGUUGGCCUGAGACCAGACAGCUCCACAAAAUUAAGGGGCCCUUGUACAUUUUCCACAAGUUUCUCAAAGUGAUACUAAUGAUAAGCUCUGUUUCUGUGGAGGGCUCCUCAGGUUAGGAGCCUUCUUGUACAUCAAGGUUCCAGGUACCUAAAGUCAGUCCUAAAGACCAUGUACAAGCCAAGGUGCAACUCCCAGUAGAAGCUGUUUAGCAAAUGCCUUCUAUUUUUUUUAGCAAUCUAGAGCUAAAUGCAUAUCCCUGUGGUCAUCUUCACUGUUGCUUGGUAUAGGUCCCAGUACGCCACAAAGCCUUUAGCUAGGCCAAAGUUAAUGGACUUAGUUUACAGUAUGGUCCAUUUCUGUCACUCCAUUGCAACUAACCUGAGGAGAGUCAGAAAGCUUUUUUUAUUAUUUGUACAGAGCUGAGAUAAUUUUUAUAACUGCUUUCCAGCAAUCAGCUUUUUAUUUGCCUUAAAAUAAGCUUGUAAGCAGUUAUCUAAUGUUCACUUAUUUGUAUUCAUGUUUCCCAAGCCUUGCUUCAACCUGUCACCCUUAAGUUGCAUUUCAGGUGAUUUUCAUUUGGAGUAGCUUCUAUAAGUUGUCUUGUCAUAACAUCUGAUGUGUUGUAGAGAUGCUUUUACAAAUGCAGUGUUAGGUUUUGGUUUUCAGGCUAACUUCUUGUUCACUACAGUCUGCAUUUGCUGUUAUUACUAAACUGUUCCAAGAUAUACUGCCUUGUAUAUAUGUAACUGCUUUUCAUUUUAAUCAUAUUCUGUGUACUGUGUUUUAUUGUCAAUCAUUAUGCUGCAGCUUUGACUUGGUAUCCUGACCAUACCGAUUCCAAACAGUAGAUUUCUGCAAAUGAAAAUUUGCUUAUGGGAAAUAAAAUGAAUUGAAGCAGCAAACUGUGUCCUAUAGAAAUCAUCAGAUCCACUAAUUAUAUUGCAUGGACAAAAAAAUUCCAAACCCUAUAUAUAUAUAUAUAUAUAUAUAUAUAUAUAUAUAUAUAUAUAUAUAUAAAUUACACUGUGAUUUUACAACAGUUGAUAUCCCUCAUGAGUGAAUGUUAAUAAUUUCCUCUCACUGGAAGAAAGUAUUGUUCUGGUAUAGGUGGUGAGCCAUUUUUCCAUGAUGUAAUGCUAUUUUUCUGCCUAAAUCCAUGUGAAAUGUUCCAUUCACAUAUGUGGCUAAUGACAGAUUUUAUUUUUCUAUAUGGGUACCCAUUUUAUAUACCAAAUACAGAUUAUCAUGAACUGCAUAUAACUAGCUUUUUCUUUGGGGUCUAUACACAAUGUGCCCUUUAGCUUCUUGUAGUGCAGAUGCUCCAUGGAAGACAGAGUAAGAUUUACAUUGGCAGGUAAAGUGAGAUAAAUAAAGAAACCUAGGCCAGGAAGUGUGCCAAUUUCCAGUAUCAAUUCUGCCACCACCUUACAAUGUAAAACUGUGCAAGUCACUUCACUUUUUGGUGCCUCAGUUAUCCUACCCAGUUAUCCACUAAAUGGAGCUAAUAACAAAGUGCACUCUGAUGAGUGAAAAAGUUUGCUUACUGUGUAAAUUCUUUUCUAUAAAUGGUCCUCACUUCAUCAUGUUUUGAGUCAGAUGAACUAUAUGUUGUAGUGCAGUUGAUAAUUAAUCUGCUCCUGAUGGAACUGAUAGGUGUUAGGUAUACUUGCCUAGUUUCAGAUUUCACCACCCUCUGCUACUUUUAGUAUCACCUGUGUAUUCUAGCUACAUAAAUAAGCAGACCAUCAUGUGAACUUAAGUAAUUCAUUCAUAAUUGUUCUCAAGCAAAGCUCCUCUGGACCUUUUUCUGUAAUGUUCUUCUCUCUGUGGAUAACUGGUAUGUCUUCCUAUGACAGCAUUAGGAAACAUAUAGCAUAGGCGUUCUGCACAGCUGGUGAAAAUUUAAAAGGGGAUUUUUAAUGUCUUUUUAAUAAUAAUAAUUUGUCUAUUGUUCUGUUCUGAGGCCUACACAUAAACUAUCAGUAAGCAGGAGGUGGAAGGAGCAGUGAGACCUCCUGGGAUGGCUGGGUGGGACCAGAAAUUAGUAGAAUGUAGUAGAUGGCAGCCUCCCCCAGGCAAGGGAAAAGUCCAAAUUGGCUACAUACAGGAUAAAAAAAAAAAUCCUCUUGUUGCAGGGAAGGCAAGUCAAAUAAUAAAGCUUUCCUGUACAAAUUACUUUUCCCUCUCUUAAUAUCAGAAGGAGAACUACAGAAAUAAGAUGAAGAUGUGUGCCAGACACUCUUUGUAAAGUCCAUGGCUUUUAAAUGAUUAUGUAGCCCAAGAAAAUCAAAUCACACCCAUCAGGACUAAUGUGAGUAGUUUGAGAGUUGUGAGUUUUAAUAAUUGCUUUGUGUUUUGUUUUGUUUUUUAAAGAUUGUGCUCUGUGAUCUUACUAUAAUUUUAGUUUAUAUUUUAAUCUAAAAAGCCUUAAGCUUCUCAGUAUUUGAGCUUCCCGGCUGUGGUUGCCGUGACCUGCCGCGUUCCCUGAGCAGGUGGGGCAGUGCGGUAGAUGAGCCAUAACCUCUUACCAUUUCCUCGCAAAGUUCAGCGCACAAAGCAGAAAUUCGCUUGUCGACUCCUGGGAAGCACAAAAGAAACCUGCUGCUGGAAUCUGCUCUGCUCAGGCUAAUGAUGUUAAGUAUCUAUCCAUUGCACCAUUGUAACUCAAGCAGCUAUUUAACAGUAGAAGCAGCAAGCCCCAAAUAUUACUGAAUGCCGUUAACAACUGUAAACGUCUAUCCAUAACCCUCUAUUACUACUCAGAUAGCAGUGACAUCUUUCGUGCCCUGUGCUCUUUUAUGAGUCUGGCUUUGAAUGCAAACUGGGAGCAUGAUCAGAAGCAUUAAAUAUUGCAUUGUUCAAAUAGGUCAUCAUCUCUAAGAGCAGCAAUAGUGGUCGAUUCACCAAGUCACAGCUGAGCAGUUGUACUGUAUUAUUUUUAAAAUAAAUAAUACUUUUGGUCCAAGAUACUUUUAUCUUUAACUGACACCCUCUGGGGAAUCAAAACUGACAAGCAAGUUAUGUAACAACUAACAAAGUUGCACUUUCUGUAUAUGAAAUCAAUAUUUAAAUAACUUAUUUUUCUCCAUUUGCUGUUCUUAAAUGAUGUAAGUAGCUGUAAUAUACCAGUACUCAAUAUGUCCUGCAGUUUGCUUCAACCCAAGAAAGCUGUGUAUUGUAAAGAAAAAAAAAUGAAAAAAACAAAAUAUGAAUGUGUAAAGAUUAUUGUGCUGUUUCAUUUAGCAAAAAAAAUGGUUGACAAAAGGGUUUUCCUGUGUAUCAAAACUUGUCUAUAAUUAUAUGUCAUACUGUUCAUAGAUAAAAAAUAAAUAAAUUUCCUUGGU